This is a messenger RNA of Silurus meridionalis, 4387 nucleotides long. RefSeq names its product EMAP like 1 (gene eml1). Gene Ontology annotation, biological process: microtubule cytoskeleton organization. Gene Ontology annotation, molecular function: microtubule binding. Bases 416 to 2932 code for a protein of 838 amino acids. The transcript has 24 exons. Gene Ontology annotation, cellular component: mitotic spindle. Lineage: Eukaryota; Metazoa; Chordata; Actinopteri; Siluriformes; Siluridae. The record is from RefSeq and is a predicted model, not a curated record.
GUAGUGUUCACGACAUUACACAAACAGUCUUACUGCACACACACAUACAUACACAUACACACACAUACACUCAGCAGCUCUUCCUCUAAGAGCUCAAGCUGUCUGUAACUGUUUCUCUUGUGGGUGUUUAGACAGCCCACAGCUGCUCUGGAGAAGGUCACAAAGGACCAAAAGCAGAGAGAAAAAGAAGAACAGGACAUUUUUUUUUUUUCUGUUUUUCGGGUCACCUGCAAGCCUGUUUUGGAGACUAAGUGAGAUUGGACUGAGUCGGCUUGACAGCCACCCUAGAGGUUGUCAUGGUAACUGACCACAGCAAGUUGACCUCAGAAUGCUGGAUGGUGAACGGAGAUAGAGUCACUUUGUCAAGCCAGUGAAAGUGACUGUGAAGAAGGAGGCAGGAGAGCACAGGGAGAGGAUGGAGGACAGCUUUUCCAGCUACAGCUCUCUCUAUGACACCUCCUCACUGCUGCAGUUCUGUAAUGAUGACAGUGCUUCGGCAACCAGCAGCAUGGAGGUGACGGACCGACUCGCAUCCCUGGAGCAGCGUGUACAGAUGCAGGAGGAUGAGAUUCAGUUACUUAAAUCAGCAUUAGCCGAUGUGGUGAGGAGACUCAACAUCUCAGAGGAGCAACAGGCCAUGCUAAACAGGAAGGGACCAACCAAAGCCAGGCCAAUGAUUGCAGCACUGCCAUUAAAGCAUACAGUACACAAUGGCAACGUCUUACCAAAGAAAAGCGCCACUCUGCUGUCACCCUCAGGCUCCAAGAAGGACAAUACACCAGCAACCAAAAGUGUGUCCAGUCUGUCCAGCUUAUCCAAGUUUCCACUUAAGCCAUCCUACAGCACUGUGAAAAGAACAAGUUCAUCAGAGCUUCUGGGCCCCAGCAGUAGAAAAGAAGGAGGAGGUAAAGCCGAGAGCAACCGUACACGCACCACCUCAAUUGGAAGCAACUCAAGCGGCAAGAGAGUCAGUGAGAGCAAACAGAAGGAGCCUGUAUUCAGUGCUGGGAUGCGGCGGGUGACACAUUGCAAAGAUGAAGGCUAUGUCAAAAUGUAUUUGAAAGGAAGACCCAUUACCAUGUACAUGCCAAAAGAACUGGUUGACACAUACUGUCUAGAAGCAAAAGCCGAUCUGCCUCCUAAGAAACUGAAGCUAGAUUGGGUCUAUGGCUACCGGGGCCGUGACUGUCGAUCCAAUCUGUAUUUGCUCCCCACUGGAGAGACGAUUUAUUUUAUUGCCUCUGUGGUGGUAUUGUACAACGUAGAUGAGCAGUUGCAGAGACACUACACUGGACAUACUGAUGACAUCAAAUGUCUAGCUGUUCAUCCUGAUAAAAUCACCAUAGCAACAGGACAAGUGGCUGGAACCUCUGCGGAUGGCAAACAGUUAGCCCCACAUGUUCGUGUUUGGGACUCUGUGAGUCUAAACACACUGCACGUUCUUGGAACUGGCUUUUUCGACAGAGCUCUUGUGUGCCUCUCCUUCUCUAAGUCGAAUGGAGGCAGCUGGUUGUGUGUAGUGGAUGACUCCAACGAUCAUGUCCUUUCAGUAUGGGACUGGCAGCGAGAAGAGAGACUCGCUGAUGUUAAAUGCUCCAAUGAGUCCAUUUUUGCUGCUGAUUUCCAUCCAACAGAUGCAAACAUAAUUGUAACAUGUGGGAAGUCCCAUCUUUGCUUUUGGUCCCUUGAAAAAGGCUCCCUUCUAAAGAAACAGGGCUUGUUUGAGAAACAAGAGAAGCCCAAGUUUGUCUUAUGUGUGACUUUUUCAGAAAAUGGUGACGCUAUCACUGGUGACUCCAGUGGAAAUAUACUUGUUUGGGGCAAAGGCUCUAAUCGCAUUAGCUUGGCCAUUCUGGGUGCACAUGAAAGCAGCGUGUUUGCUCUGUGCAUGUUGAGAGACGGCACAUUGGUUUCAGGUGGGAAAGACCGUAUGCUCACUUCCUGGGAUGGAAACUACCAGAAGAUUCAUAUGGUCGAGGUUCCUGAAAUGUAUGGGCCUAUUCGUACAGUUGCUGAGGGAAAGGGAGAAACUAUUCUUAUUGGAACAACUAAAAACUAUAUCUUGGUGGGCAAUCUGAAAGGGGAAUUUACUCCCAUUACACAGGGCCAUACUGAUGAAUUAUGGGGCUUAGCUGUGCACCCACUGAAGCUGCAGUUCCUCACCUGUGGCCAUGAUAAACUGGUCAGUCUAUGGGACUCUGAAUCCCAUCAGCCACUAUGGACCAAGACACUGGAGGAUGCUGCUCAGUCUGCCGGCUUCCAUCCCUCUGGGGCAACCGUUGCCAUAGGAACACAGACAGGCAGGUGGCUUGUUCUGGAUACCGAAACUAAGGAUCUAGUCACAGUACAUACGGAUGGAAAUGAACAGCUCUCAGUUAUGCUCUUUGCUCCUGAUGGCAAUUUCCUUGCUAUUGGGUCACAUGACAAUUACAUCUACGUUUAUGCUGUAGCUGAGAAUGGCAAGAAGUACAGUCGAGUGGGAAAAUGCUCAGGUCACUCCAGUUUCAUUACUCAUCUAGACUGGUCUUUAGACUCUCAGUACCUGGUGUCCAACUCUGGAGACUAUGAGAUACUUUACUGGAUUCCUUCUGUGUGUAAACAAGUAGUGAGCGUGGAAACUGCUCGAGAUAUCCCAUGGGCCACCUUUACCUGCACACUAGGCUUUCAUGUGUUUGGCUUGUGGCCAGAUGGUUCUGAUGGGACAGAUAUUAAUGCUGUGUGCAGUUCCAAUGAGAAGAAAAUUCUCGCCACUGGGGAUGAUUUUGGAAAAGUGCACCUCUUCUCAUUCCCCUGCUCUCAAUCCAGAGCUCCUAGUCAUAUCUAUGGCGGUCACAGCAGUCAUGUCACCAAUGUUAACUUCCUGUUUGAUGACAGCCACUUGGUGUCCACUGGAGGAAAGGAUAUGAGUGUAAUGCAGUGGCGUGUGAUAUAAACAACUGCUGACAGUGUAUGCGAAAUUGGAGUUGGACUAUUUCCAUUGCUAGUCAAUUUAAAUGAAGGUGUGGUAGUCAUUUAAAAGCAUAUCCAUGUGUAAUGAAUUGAGGCAAACAGAUUAAGCUAUUGUUUGCUAUUUGCUCAAACAAACUCAGCAUUCUAAUUAAGUGUAGUGUCUCUUCAGCCAUAAGGAGGACUAUUCUGCACACUCAACCUACACAUUUACUUUGGAAUGAUGAAUAUGACAUUUUUUUUCUACAUAAGAUGCAUUUUAUGUGAUGCCAAAGCUCAUAUAAAACCAGUUACAGCAGAUGGUGGUGUAUGACCCCACCGUCUGGCCUCAAGAAGUAUUGCGCCACUAAUGCGUGAUGGAAUUUAUGCUCGUCUCAAAACCUCCUGAACUGAUCUCUGCUUUCACUGAUUUUUUUGUUAAAGACAUUGUAUAUAUUAAAGAAGUAAAACAGCAUGACUUUACCAAACACAGCAAAGACACUGUGAUCAAAAUAACCCCCAUUUAUACCAAAAUGACUUCUUUACAAAUACAAAAAUACAAAACACUAUAGCCAGUGAUUCAUAGUUACGGUACUAGGCUCUUAUUAAUUUAUUAUUUACUAAGCCUAAAUAAAGUUUUGUAAUUACCUGAAAUGUAUGGUACUGGUACAUAUUAAAGUGCAUAAAGUAUUCACAACCUUACCCCUUAUAUGCCCCACUUUCAGAUUUUGAGUGUUACAGCUUCAGCAAACAGAUCUCAAUCAACUCAUUUAGUAGUACAAUUAUUAAAAUAUAAAAAAUUCUCCAAAAUUAUAGGUUUUGUGUAGAUCACAUUAAUCAUCAUUUUAAUUAAUUCUAUUUCAUUUUCCAGUCAAUACUUAUUCAGUACACUGAAUUUGAUUCAUUUCAGUUGUCUCUGGGCUACUUUUUGAACUUAAUAAGACAUUACUAACCUUAAUUUUCAUUAAUGGCAACAAAUAUAGCAAUGCAAUGUAUUUACUCUCAAAACUACUCUAUGCUGAACUUUCUCUGCAUUGCCUAAUAACUGUAACUAUGCUUUAAUUCUUUUUCACUGAAAGAGAAAAAACUCAUCAGGGUUUUAUUAGCUGUAGUUGUUUUUAAUGAUUGUCUUAGCACGCACAUUGUUGGCUGUUUUUUUUAAAAGACUUUUUCAUUCAGAUUUUUAUUUGCCUAUUGAUUGGCAGGUAGCACAAUGUAAAAAUGUGAUUUUUUUUUUUUUUUUUUUUAUUUAGGAGUAGACCCUUUUUCAGCUGGACAGCUGAAAUUGGAUGUUUUACAUCAGUAUAUUAAUAAUUCAGUAGCCAUGAUGGUAUUAGGCAUGUAACUGCCAAUUAUGAACAGACAGCAAUUGUUGCAGAAUGCAUAAUAAAAUGUAGUAACCUGGUCUCCUUGUAAUCAAUAACUUUGAUACUUAGUUCAUGAUUAAAUUAAUUCAAACCUG